Messenger RNA from Miscanthus lutarioriparius, 1518 nucleotides. Lineage: Eukaryota; Viridiplantae; Streptophyta; Magnoliopsida; Poales; Poaceae. The record is from the annotation of a GenBank genome assembly.
AUGGACCUUCUCUUCGUGGAGAAGCUCCUGGUCGGCCUCUUCGCGUCCGUCGUGGUCGCCAUCGCGGUGUCCAAGAUCCGUGGCCGCAAGCUCCGGCUGCCGCCCGGCCCCGUCCCCGUGCCCAUCUUCGGGAACUGGCUGCAGGUCGGCGACGACCUCAACCACCGCAACCUCGCCGCGCUGGCCCGCAAGUUCGGCGACAUCUUCCUCCUCCGAAUGGGGCAGCGCAACCUGGUGGUGGUGUCGUCGCCGCCGCUGGCGCGGGAGGUGCUCCACACGCAGGGCGUGGAGUUCGGCUCCCGCACCCGCAACGUGGUGUUCGACAUCUUCACGGGGAAAGGGCAGGACAUGGUGUUCACCGUGUACGGCGACCACUGGCGCAAGAUGCGGCGCAUCAUGACCGUGCCCUUCUUCACCAAUAAGGUCGUGCAGCAGUACCGCCCCGGCUGGGAGGCCGAGGCCGCCGCCGUCGUCGACGACGUGCGCGCCGACCCCAGUGCGGCCACCGAGGGCGUCGUGCUCCGCCGCCGCCUGCAGCUCAUGAUGUACAACAACAUGUACCGCAUCAUGUUCGACCGGCGCUUCGAGAGCAUGGACGACCCGCUCUUCCUCCGCCUCAGGGCGCUCAACGGCGAGCGCAGCCGCCUCGCGCAGAGCUUCGAGUACAACUACGGCGACUUCAUCCCCAUCCUCCGCCCGUUCCUCCGCGGCUACCUCAGGGUCUGCAAGGAGGUCAAGGAGACCCGCCUCCAGAUCUUCAAGGAUUUCUUCCUCGAGGAGAGGAAGAAGCUGGCGAGCACCAAGGCCAUGGACAGCAACGGGCUCAAGUGCGCCAUUGAUCACAUCCUGGAGGCGCAGCAGAAGGGUGAGAUCAACGAGGACAACGUGCUCUACAUCGUCGAGAACAUUAACGUUGCAGCGAUCGAGACAACGCUGUGGUCUAUCGAGUGGGCGAUCGCGGAGCUGGUGAACCACCCGGAGAUCCAGCAGAAGCUGCGGGAGGAGCUGGACACGGUGCUGGGGCCGGGCCAGCAGAUCACGGAGCCGGACACGCACAACCUCCCCUACCUGCAGGCGGUGAUCAAGGAGACGCUGCGGCUGCGCAUGGCCAUCCCGCUGCUGGUGCCGCACAUGAACCUCCACGACGCCAAGCUCGGCGGCUACGACGUCCCCGCCGAGAGCAAGAUCCUCGUCAACGCCUGGUACCUCGCCAACAACCCCGACAGCUGGAAGCGGCCCGAGGAGUUCCGGCCCGAGCGCUUCCUGGAGGAGGAGAAGCACGUGGAGGCCAACGGCAACGACUUCAGGUACCUGCCCUUCGGCGUCGGCCGCAGGAGCUGCCCCGGCAUCAUCCUCGCGCUGCCCAUCCUCGGCAUCACCAUCGGCCGCCUCGUCCAGAACUUCGAGCUGCUGCCGCCGCCCGGGCAGGACAAGCUCGACACCACCGAGAAAGGAGGCCAGUUCAGCCUCCACAUCUUGAAGCAUUCCAACAUCGUGUGCAAGCCAAGAACGUUCUAA